AUGGGUGACAUAUCGGGCUCGAGGUCUUUGCGAAGCACCAGCAAAACCACUUCUGAGGAUAAACCAUCGCCCCAACAGUUGUAUAAUACUGUGCAUCGAGAAAUCCUAAAUGCCACAGGGCCAACCCAUCUAGCGUAUGAGAACGUGGAAACUCAGGCUGGAUCUUUAGUUUUUGAUUCUCUCGAAGAGUCUUCAAAAGUUGAAAACAUUCGUCCAAGGAUGGAAUACUCCACCUUUCUUACUCCAGCUGAAUACAAUCAGUUGGAGUUUUCCUCUGGUACCGCGUUCCGAUCCUUUCAGGCUCCCUAUACCUCCUCUUUAAAGCAACCUGACUCGUUCUUCCAGGUACAAGGACAAUACCUACCAACUAUUGUGAUCAAGUCAGGUUGGACCGAAACUACGGCAAAUCUGCAUCGCGAUAUGAGACUCUGGUUAAUCGGAGGGGCGAAUCAAGUUCAAUUGGUUCUACUACCCAAGUGGACAAAGCAUGCAAACAGACGGGUCUCAGGUGUUGUUCAACUAUGGGCUUUAAACCAAAUGGGAAACGAAACGCUUUUACAAACAGCUAUUAUAUACCCACCAGCUGCCAAUCAAGUAAUACAGAUUACGCGAAAACAACUCUUUGGAACUUUAGUCCACCCCGGGAGAAACCCCAAUGAUGUGUUCAACCUCUCCAUUGAUGCGCUGCGAGCAAUAGCGGCAGAUGCGAUACACACCGAUGGUUUCUUACCGGCCUGA
Histoplasma capsulatum G186AR is the source of this 738-nucleotide messenger RNA. RefSeq lists its product as uncharacterized. NCBI's taxonomy places the organism in Eukaryota, Fungi, Ascomycota, Eurotiomycetes, Onygenales, Ajellomycetaceae. Bases 1 to 738 code for a protein of 245 amino acids. The record is from RefSeq and is a predicted model, not a curated record. The transcript has 4 exons.